AUGGCCAAUUCAACCUCUGACGGCUGUUCUCUUACCGCCGACGAUGCCUUCGGACCAAUCGUCCAGCAUUGUCGCGACGGUUUCGAUUUCACCCUGACCUUGGAACAGUGCCUCUUCACCAUCCUCCCCGCCUCGCUCCUCAUCCUCAUUGCGCCCCUACGGUUCCGCUACCUAGGCAAACUCCCCUACGCCGUCAACGGCACCACCCUCCGUCUAACAAAACAGGCCGCCAUCGCCCUCCUCGCCAUCCUGCAACUGGUUCUCCUAGGUUUGUGGUCAGCGCACCGCCGCGGCGACGUCGUCGGCAACCGUCUGCGCGCAGUCUCCGUCGCCGCCUCGUGCGCGUCCUUUGCGGCCACCGUCAUGUUUGCCGGACUCUCGUACAUAGAACACGCGAAGAGCCUUAAGCCUUCGUCCAUCCUGAAUACAUAUAUCCUCGUGUCCCUGGUGCUGGACGGAGCUAUCCUCCGCACCAUGUGGCUGUCGCACCUAAGCGUCGCCAUCAGUGCCGUCUUCGCCGCGUCUUUCGCGUGCAAGACGGCCAUCGUGAUCCUCGAAGCCCAGGAGAAGACGCGCUAUCUCGUCUCGUCGUCGUCGUCGACGGCUGGCGGUGGCGGUCGGUCGUACAGCCCCGAGGAGACCAGCGGCAUCUACAGCCGCGGUCUCUUUUGGUGGCUUACGCCGCUGCUGCUGACGGGAUUCCGUCGUCUCCUGAAGUCUUUGGACCUAUUCGUCCUAGACGGGUGCAUGUCGGCUGCUGUGCUGAAUGAGAGGUUCUGGCUGCACUGGAACAAGUCCCCGUCCUUCUCGACGGGCGACCCGUCUAGUGAAGCGUCACGAUCGUCAAGGUACCGUCUCAUCAGGACGUGCAUCGUCACGCUGAAAUGGCAAUUGCUGGCAGUUGUCCUUCCCAGGCUCUUCCUGCUCGGCUUCACCAUUUGUCAGCCCCUGAUCUUGAACCGGUUCCUUGAGUUCCUGCAGAACCCUUCCGAGACGGUCAACUAUGGCUACGGCCUCAUUGGUGCCUAUGGCUUUGUCUACCUGGGCAUUUCCAUCUCGUCGAGCUUCUACUGGCACGCCGCUUUCCGGUGUCUGACUAUGCUCCGAGGCUUCUUGGUCGCUGCCAUCUACACCAAGACGACGGAGCUACGUGUCGCCCCGGGAGACGACUCUGCAGCUGUGACUCUCAUGUCGACUGAUGUUGACGCCAUCAUUCGUGCUUGGCGCGAAGUUCACGAGUUCUGGGCCAACACCAUUCAAAUCGCCCUCGCCACAUGGAUUCUCAGCACUCACCUCGGCUACGCAGCCAGUGGUCCGAUCAUUGUGUCGGUAUUCGCGCUGGGCGCCACCGUAUUCCUUGCUCCCUCUGCUCAGAAGUGCCAGAUCUUCUGGGUUGAAAAGGUUCAGAAACGCAUUGGCAUCACCUCGGCCAUGAUAGGCCACAUCAAGAGCAUCAAAAUGUCGGGCCUAACUCAGAAACUCUCCCGGACUCUGGCCGACCUCCGGCUCGUCGAGAUGAGGGCGGCGACUCCCUUUCGCGUGAUCGGCGCCGUCACUUCCGCCGUCGCCCAGGUACCCCUUAUGAUCGCCCCCGUCGUGGCCUUUGCCAUGUACACGACAAUUGCAUCCAAGAACGGUCAAGUACUCGACGCCACGAAGCUCUUCGCCGCCCUGUCGUUGAUCAUCCUGCUGGCCCAGCCGCUCUUUUGGAUGUUCGAGGUCGUUCUUGACAUGAGCGCAGCUUUGGGAUGCUUCAACCGCAUCGAAAAGUACUUGUCUGAGCCGCCGCGAGCAGAGUAUCGAGAUCUCCCAUCAGGCUCACCUGCUAGCUCAUCUGAACGGACGGGCUCCCACUCUCAAGAUGUGCAACUCCAGAAUCUGGAGAGCAGCAAGGGGCAGAUUUCACCAGAUACGAAGUUCAGUGGCCCUAUCGCUAUUCGCGUGAAAGCGACGCUGGCAUGGAAGCCCGAGGCAGUUCCCGCAGUUGAUUUAAUGGACUUCAGCAUCUCUCGAGGCCAGCUCGUCAUGCUCGUGGGGCCAGUUGCAUCCGGGAAGAGUACGCUUCUGAAAGGUCUCCUUGGUGAGCUCCCACACGUCACCGGGACGGUUGCCCUAUCCAGCGAUCGCGUCUCUUGGUGUGAGCAGAGUCCCUGGCUCAUUAACGAGACUGUCCGAAAGAACAUCAUCUGCUUCUCCGACUUUGACCAGAAACUCUAUCAACAAGUUCUCAAUGCAUGCGAUCUUGAGAAGGAACUCGCUCAGCUGCCAGAUGGAGAUGAAUCAUUGAUCGGAAGCAAGGGCAUUGCUCUUAGUGGCGGCCAGAAGCAGCGUGUCGCACUUGCCAGAGCCAUCUAUUCCCGCCCUCAGAUUGCUCUGUUUGACGACAUCUUUAGCGGCUUAGAUAACCAUACAGCUAGGACAGUGUUCCAGCGCGUCUUUGGUGCCAAGACUGGCAUCUUUCGGACCUGGGGGACUACAAUCAUUCUCGCGACUCAGUCAGUGAGCUUUCUUUCUCAGUCAGACAUGAUCAUCGCCCUCGAGAGCGGCAAAAUAGCAGAGAAAGGAAGCUUUGGAGAUUGUCUACAUGCCAAGGGCUACGUCUCGAGUCUCAUCUCCUCCAACGCUGAGAAACAGGACGAGAGCAGCCCCCAGCCAGAAGAGCCUGCGGGCAGGACCACAAGUGACGACCCUAUAGAGAAGAGGGCCAAGACAGUAAAACAGCAAGACGACAAAAGACGGCAGCUGGGCGACUGGAGCGUCUACGGCUACUACUUUGGUAGCGUCGGCGCCUCCCUCGUGGCCGUCUUGAUGGUCUUGGAGGUGACAUGGGCGUUCUUCUCGACUUUUCCGACCGUGUGGUUGAAGUUCUGGACAGACUCCCAGGCGGAGAGUCUCGCGAGCCAUGAUGCCUACUACCUCGGAGUAUAUGCCGCUUUCCAGGUUAGCGGCGUCUUGUGCUUUGCCGUCCUCAUCUGGUUUGUUCUUGUUCCAGUGGCUUCAAAAUCGGGCAUCAGUCUACACCAGCGUCUCCUCAAAGCCGUCAUGCACGCGCCCCUAUCUCUGUUCACGAAAACAGAUACUGGAUCCAUCACCACCCGGUUUUCACAAGACGUCGGUCUAAUAGACAGAAGCCUUCCUCUAGCUCUGGUCAUAUCUCUCGCAAGCUUCUUCACCUGCAUCGGCAAAGCCUUCCUCAUAGCCUCAGCCUCCUGGUACAUCGCCAUUAGCUUCCCCGUCCUGAUCCUAGUCUUCUACUACAUCCAACGCGCCUACCUCCGCACCUCCCGCCAACUCCGCCUCCUAGACCUCGAAGAGAAGGCUCCCGUCUACACCCACUUCCUCGAAACCCUCUCAGGCCUCCCAACCCUCCGCGCCCAAGCCCUCACAACCCCCUCCAUAACCCACGCCCACGCCCUCAUAGACCGCUCCCAACGCCCCUUUUACAUCCUCCUCCUCACCCAGCAAUGGCUCACCCUCGUCCUCGACCUCACCACCACGGCGCUCGCCCUCCUCGUCGUCGGCCUCGCCGUCCGCCUUCGCGACACGGUCUCCGUCGCCCUCACCGGCGUCUCCCUCGUCCAGCUCAUCUCCUUCACCGAGACGCUCAAGAUGCUCAUCCAAUUCUGGACCUCGCUCGAGACCUCCAUCGGCGCGGUGGCGCGCAUCAAGAACUUUGCUGAGGAAACGCCUGAUGAGGUUGAGGCGGAUGCUCUCAAGAGGGAGGCCCUGAUGAUUCAGUCUGCUGCCGGCGGGCAAACGCAGAAGGCUCCAGAGACUGCGAUCGUCCAGGGCUGGCCCUCCCGCGGUGCCAUCGAGCUACACGACGUCGUAGCUUCGUACGAUCAGACUCAUCCAGACACCGACACCGAGAGCCAUCCUGCGGCCACCGCGAAAGCUCUAGACGGCAUAACCCUCUCCCUCCCCCCCGCCUCCAAAACAGGCAUCGUAGGCCGCACAGGAAGCGGCAAAUCCUCCCUCCUCCUCGCCCUCCUGCGCCUCCUACCCCUCUCCUCGGGCACAAUCUCCAUCGACGGUAUUCCCAUCGACGCUCUCCCGCUCCUGCCGUUACGAUCGGCCCUCGUCGCGAUAACACAGGACCAGUUCGUGUUGCCCGGGACGGUCCGCCAGAAUCUCGAUCCGCUGGGCUUGGUGUCUGAUGCGGAAGCUGAUGCCGAUGCUAACAAUACUGUCCUUGUUUCCGUCUUGACCCGCGUCGGGCUGUGGGAUACCAUCCGCGACAACGGCGGACUGGAAGCUCAGUUCGCGGAGGAAGCGCUGAGUCACGGACAAAGACAGCUUUUCUUCCUCGCGAGGGCGAUUCUCAGGAAAGAUGUCGGACGAGUUCUCCUCCUUGACGAGGCGACGAGCAGUGUUGACGCUCACACGGAGCGAAUGGUCAAGGAUCUCAUCCGCGAGGAAUUCAAGCACCACACAAUCAUCGCCAUCGCUCAUAGGUUGGACACGGUCAUCGACUUUGAUCGCGUCGUGGUCCUCGAUAAAGGCCGCGUCGUCGAGGUCGGGAAUCCUCGGGAGCUGUUGGACCAGAGGCAGGGCAGGUUCAGAGAACUUUGGGAUGCGAGCCGGCAGGCUGGCGGACAGGAUGCGUGA
Molecule: messenger RNA, 4608 nt
Organism: Colletotrichum phormii
Lineage: Eukaryota; Fungi; Ascomycota; Sordariomycetes; Glomerellales; Glomerellaceae
Product: P-loop containing nucleoside triphosphate hydrolase protein
Exons: 13
Coding region: 1-4608 (1535 amino acids)
Biological process (GO): transmembrane transport
Cellular component (GO): membrane
Molecular function (GO): ATP binding; ATP hydrolysis activity; ABC-type transporter activity
Source: RefSeq, a predicted model, not a curated record